Molecule: messenger RNA, 2793 nt
Organism: Gossypium raimondii (Peruvian cotton)
Lineage: Eukaryota; Viridiplantae; Streptophyta; Magnoliopsida; Malvales; Malvaceae
Product: protein ALTERED PHOSPHATE STARVATION RESPONSE 1
Exons: 6
Coding region: 691-2649 (652 amino acids)
Source: RefSeq, a predicted model, not a curated record
UUCUCACUUGAUGCUUCUUUCUUUUUUUCUUUCUCUUUCUCUCUCUCUCUCUCUCUUUGGAAAGCUAAGCAAAUAAGAAGUCUUUCACCUUUCUUUUUGGUGGCGGGUGCUUUUCAUCUUUUAAGUUUUAACAAGUUUUUGCAAUUCCUCUCAUUUCCCUUCUGUUUCGAGUUUUGACUUUUUCCUUUAUCAUUGUUUCAGUCAUAAGGUAGAUUGCUUCCUUUUGUUUUUACUGUUUUAGUUUUCCAACAAGAAAGAAGAAGCAUGUCUCUGUCUCUGGCAGUUUCUAUUACAGUCACAUUGUCGUCUUGUCGUUUUUUCUACCUUUUCUUUCCUUUUAGAUAUUACUCAAAAUCAUCUUACUGAGGAACCCUUUUCUCUUACUGAGGAACCCUUCUCUCUUUGGUCUUGGAAUUGCUGUAUUGCAGCUUUAGUUUGAGCAAUGAAGAUUUUGGAAGCUAGGUGCGUUUUUUUUUUGUUUGUUCGUUUUGCCUUGUUGAGGAUCUGAAUCAGCGGUCGUUGAAAGGCAUCUAAUGUAAGAAAUUUGGGUUUGAAGUUUUGAUCUUUCGCUAUAUAGAUGAUCACUUUGAUUGAGAAGCCUUGUUAGAAUCCUAAGGACAAAGGCAUCCAUUUGAAUCUAUUGCUACUUUAUGGUUAAAGUAGAUACUUUAAUGAUCCCUGAUUGAGAAAAUGGGCUGUGCUGCUUCAAGGAUCGAGAGAGAAGGGAGGGUGCAGGUUUGUAAGGAGCGGAAGAAGCUUAUGAAACAAUUGGUGGGAUAUAGAGGAGAAUUUGCAGAUGCCCAGUUGGCAUAUUUGAGGGCAUUGAAGAAUACUGGUGUAACCCUGAGGCAGUUUACUGAGUCCGACUCAUUAGAACUUGAAAAUACCUCUCAUUGCUUGACAUUGCCUCCCUCUCCACCUUCCCCGUUACCUCCUCCUCCUCCGCCACCACCUUCUUUUAGUCCUGAUCCAAGAAAGGCCGGUGAAAAUGGUAUUAUCGAAGCUGCCCAAGAUGAAAGCACAAAGAUUAAUCAGGAUGAGUGUUCUACCCCACCACCUCCUACUGCAAGCUCUUCAUGGACCUAUUGGGACCUUUUUGAGUCUACUUCACCUCUCCAUCAUCCAAAUCAGAGUGAAACAGUGGAACCAAUUCAGGAGGAAAGUUGGGCAGAGAGUAAGAUGCAGUUUGAGGAUGAAAAUCCGGGAGAAGAGCUUGUCGAAGGUUUUGCCAUAAAUACUCUCCCUGAGAGGUCUCUGCGAAGGGAAAUAGUUGAUGAUAGCUCAUCAAUCAUGAGCUGGUAUAAUAAAGACUCGACAGAUGUAGCCAUGUUAGUAUUGAAGAACAACAAGACCUUAGAGGGAAUUAUGAAGGACUUAGAUGACUACUUUUUGAAGGCAUCAGCUGGGGGGAAGGAAAUAGCUGUUUUUACAGACAUCAACAUAGGGAACAAUUCUCUUCCAUGGAAACUCAAUGAAAACAAAAGAAAGAGGAGCAAUUCUGCAAAGGUUUUUAGUGUGUUGUCAUGGAGCUGGUCUUCUAAGUCCCUUCAGCUUGCAAGAGAUGCUUUUCAGUGUCGAUAUAGCGAACCAUGCAAUCCUGGAGCUCAUUGCAUUACUCUUGAUAAGCUAUAUGUUGCAGAGCAGAAGCUUUACAAGGAAGUAAAGGAGGAAGAAGUUACCAAAUUGGAGCUUGAAAAGAAAUUGAUGUUGCUCCAAAAGCAAGAUGAAAACCGUGACUGGACGAAGACUCAGAAAAUCAAAUCAAGUGUUGAGAAUCUGGAGAAUGACAUGACACGCUUGCAACAUUCAAUAAGUACAGCCUGUUCAUCUAUAUUGGAGCUCAUUGAUGAGGAGCUUUACCCACAACUGGUUGCAUUAACUUCGGGUCUGAUGGAGAUGUGGAAGAUGAUGUACAAAUCUCAUCAAUUUCAGAACCAUAUUUCAAAGCAGUUGAAUCAUCUCACUGAUAAUUUAAGCAUGGAUCUGACUACUGAAUCCCGUCUUCAGGCUACAGCUCAGCUUGAAACUGAGGUUUCUUUCUGGUAUUAUAGCUUCUGCAGGCUCAUAAAAUCUCAACAAGAGUAUUUAAGAACACUCUGCCAGUGGAUCCAACUUACUGAUUGCCUUGUAAGCAACCAGCAGCAGAGUCGUUGCUCAUCUGCAGUUCGUAGGCUUUGUGAAGAAUGGCAUCUUGGUUUUGAAAAAUUACCUGAUAAGGCGGCAUCAGAGACCAUUAAGCGUUUUUUGUUGGCUAUCCAAUCUAUAAUCCAACAGCAGGCUGAGGAGCACAACCAGAAAAAAAAAUCUGAGAAGCUUCAGAAAAGGUUGCAGAAGGAGUUAAUUUCACUGACUGAGAUGGAGAAAAAGGUUGAGGGAAGUGUAUUAACUUUAGAUAUGAACUCCACGCUGAGCCCAAAGCAUCCUCUUUCAUUGAAGCGUGCCAAAACUGAAGCCUUAAAGAAGCGAGUUGAUGUGGAGAAAGGCAAACAUCUGAACUCAGUCCAAUUAAGCAAGACCAUGAUUUUAAACAAUCUAAAAACUAGCCUGCCCAAUGUAUUUCAGGCAUUAAUGGGAUUCUCGAAAGCUUGUGUUGAGGUCUUUGAGGCCAUUCAUGGCAACAGUCAGCCAGAAAUUCCUUGUGCAUCAUAGAACUCAACAAACUAAAUUUUAUUGAAUGGUGGAAAUGUAUGUAAAUGCUUUCUACCGUAAAUUGUCUGUCAAGGUGAACUGAAUGUCUUGCCAUUCUAGAGAAUGAUAUAACGUUUUAAUCAGUGAAGUUUUGAUUAAGGUAAA